UUUUGACAUCUCUGCCACAUCCGGUUCCGUCUGUCUUUUUCUUUGAGCAACGUGACGCGAAAAGUUAUUUUUCCACCAAAAUGGGCAAAGUAAAGUGCUCAGAAUUGCGGACGAAGGAGAAAAAGGACCUUCUGAAGCAGCUCGAUGAACUCAAGACGGAAUUACUCAACUUGAGGGUCGCGAAAGUGACCGGAGGUGCCCCAUCGAAGCUCUCCAAAAUCCGUGUCGUCCGGAAGGCAAUCGCCAGGGUGCACAUUGUUAUGCACCAGAAGACAAAGGAGAACUUGAGGAAAGUGUACAAAGGCAAGAAGUACAAGCCCCUGGAUCUGAGACCCAAGAAAACACGCGCCAUCCGCCGGGCCCUGAGUGAGCGCGAUGCCAACAGGAAGACCCUCAAGGAGAUCCGGAAGAAUGCAAAGUACCCACAGCGUAAGUACGCCCUGAAGGCGUAAAUGCCCACAAUACACUGUGAACCUUUUGAAACACAUUAAAAUUGCGAUUCUACCGAAA
Messenger RNA from Lutzomyia longipalpis, 510 nucleotides. RefSeq names its product 60S ribosomal protein L35 (gene RpL35). Gene Ontology annotation, molecular function: mRNA binding; structural constituent of ribosome. Gene Ontology annotation, biological process: translation; maturation of LSU-rRNA from tricistronic rRNA transcript (SSU-rRNA, 5.8S rRNA, LSU-rRNA). The transcript is spliced from 2 exons. NCBI's taxonomy places the organism in Eukaryota, Metazoa, Arthropoda, Insecta, Diptera, Psychodidae. Bases 81 to 452 code for a protein of 123 amino acids. The record is from RefSeq and is a predicted model, not a curated record. Gene Ontology annotation, cellular component: cytosolic large ribosomal subunit; ribosome.